GGGCCCUGGGUCGGGCCUGGGCCCCAGGGCCAGGCUGCGCUGGGGCCAGCGACUCAGAGCGCCCGGCCGCGAGCUGGCAGCGUCCCCGCCAUGCGCGCCUUCCAGGAGCCGGGCAGCUGGAGCCUGUCGUUCGCGGGCGCCGGGUUCCUGGGGCUCUACCACGUAGGCGCGUGCCAGUGCCUGCAGGAGCGCGCCCCGCAGCUGCUCCGCGGCGCCCGCCGCUUCUACGGCUCGUCCUCGGGCGCGCUCAACGCCGUGGGGCUGGUCUGCGGCAAGUCGGCGGAUUUUUGCUGCUCGCAGCUGCUGGGCCUGGUGAAGGAGGUGGAGCGGCUGAGCCUGGGGAUCCUGCACCCCGCCUUCUGGCCCGUGGAGCACAUCCGGCGGGAGCUGGAGCACCACCUGCCCGCCGACGUGCACAUCCAGGCCUCCCAGCGCCUGGGCAUCUCGCUCACCCGCUGGCCCGACGGCCAGAACUGCAUCAUCACCCACUUUGCCAGCCGGGAAGAGGUCAUUCAGGCCCUCAUCUGUACCUUGUACAUUCCUUUCUACUGCGGGGUGAUUCCCCCCGAGUUCCGAGGGGAGCGCUACAUCGACGGGGCCCUGAGCAACAACCUGCCCUACUCGGACUGCAGCCGCACCAUCACCGUGUCCCCCUUCCGCGGCACCGUAGACAUCUGCCCGCAGAGCCUCUCGGCCAGUGUCCACGAGCUCCAGGCCUUCCAGGCCUGCUUCCAGAUCUCGUCCAGGAACUUGGAGCAGGGCGUCUACGCCCUCCUGCCCCCCAGCCCUGAGGUGGUGGCCGACUGCUGCAGGCAAGGCUAUCUGGACGCUCUGAGGUUCCUGGAGAGACGCGGUCUCACCCAGGAGCGGGUGCUGUGGACGCUGGUGUGUGAGGCGCCCCCAGGGGCCAGCGAGACCCAAGACCCGAAGACCGGCCUGUGCCUCGACUGGACGGUGCCCAACGUGCGUGUGGCGGACGUGCCCGACUUCCAGAAACUGUCCCCGGAGCUGGAGGCCGCGCUGCGGAGAGCCUGCGUGCGGGACCCCGCGCCCUGGGCCCGCUUCUGCCGCUCGGUGCCCGGGCAGGCACUUACCUACCUGCUGCUGCCCUGCACGCUGCCCCUGCAGUACAUCUACUUCCGGGGCAAAAGGCUGGUGCUGUGGCUGCCGCAGAUGCCCGCUGACCUGUGCUGGGUCCAGGACCAGCUCCGGAGUGCGGCCGCCCUGGCCUGCGCCCAGAUGAGGGAGCAGCUGCUCGGCCCGGCCAGCCCGCCAGCUGCCAGCCCCCUCCCGCCCGGGUCAGCCCCCACCGCCGCCGGGGACGUGGCACAGGAGCAGAGAGCCGGGCAUCAGGCCUGCGCGACCCCGUGACUGGCUCAGUGGCCCCCGUCUCAGCCCAUCCGCGUGGCCGACUCCUCCCCCAGGUCCCCCUGCUCGUCCUCCAUGCUCGAGGCUGGGGGGGGGGCCUUGCUGGGGGCUUCUGUCUCGGGAAGGGACCUAGACGCUGUGUUUCUGGAGAGAUCCGGGGGCUGACGUGCGGGCACUCAGGGCGGGCCGCUGGCACAGCUUUGUGGAGCAGAGAGUGGGGCCCAGCCUUGGGGGUCCUCCCCAUGGCCUCUCUCUGUCCUGCACCAGCUCUCAGGGGCCACCCCCACCCGUUCGUCUUCUUGUCUUCCAUGGGGUGCAGCCAGCGGGACACCCUGAGGUGUGAGAGAGGCUUUGAAACGCCAGGACCCCAACGCUGGGGUCGCGCGAGCCCCCACAUGGCCCCUCUCCUCCCCACCCCUUUCAGCCUCCCGCUCUGUGGGUCCGGGAUGGGGUGGGGGGGCUCCUGAGUCCGUCACUGCGCUUCUUGUUCUCAGAGCACAGUCCCCUGCUGAACCGCGGAAGGCCCUCAGGAGGGGAGGGGUGCAGAGAAAGGGGGGCCGGGAAUAAUAGCAGCUGCCUGAGAUGGUGGGGUCGCCCCUCCCUUCUCCCUGUGCCUCCUGACCUCAGACCCGGUCAUGCCCACCAGCAGGACGCUUGCUGGUGCUCGAAGAUCAUAACUGCUUUCCGGUGGAAGGCGUCUGCCGGGAAUAGGCUUCCAGACAGUUCUUGCGUCUUAGCGGCGGUGAUGAACUACAGAUGAAUGAAAUGAGAGACUCCGAGAGGUUUCCAGAAUCUUGCAGAA
This is a messenger RNA of Sorex araneus (European shrew), 2170 nucleotides long. It is a transcript of the gene PNPLA5, whose product is annotated as patatin like phospholipase domain containing 5. Gene Ontology annotation, cellular component: lipid droplet; cytoplasm; membrane. NCBI's taxonomy places the organism in Eukaryota, Metazoa, Chordata, Mammalia, Eulipotyphla, Soricidae. Bases 91 to 1371 code for a protein of 426 amino acids. Gene Ontology annotation, biological process: lipid homeostasis; triglyceride catabolic process. Gene Ontology annotation, molecular function: triacylglycerol lipase activity. The record is from RefSeq and is a predicted model, not a curated record. The transcript has 9 exons.